Acytostelium subglobosum LB1 is the source of this 3780-nucleotide messenger RNA. RefSeq lists its product as hypothetical. Lineage: Eukaryota; Evosea; Eumycetozoa; Acytosteliales; Acytosteliaceae. Gene Ontology annotation, biological process: sexual reproduction. The record is from RefSeq and is a predicted model, not a curated record. The transcript has 10 exons. The coding region runs from base 1 to 3780 and encodes 1259 amino acids.
AUGACAUUCGGUAACACUAUCACUGGUAACAUAACCGACAGUACUGAUACAACCGUACCUUGGACCAUAUCAUACUCAUGUCCAUCAACAUCAACUAAGCUGGCUGUUGUGUCAAGUACACCGUUGGUGUCGAACAAUGUCAAUCCAUUCCAGACAGUGUUGUUGGGAAUGUUCAAGGUUGUUUAUGAUGUUACCUCGUUCGUAACAUUGAAUGUACCACAGACUGGCCCCUCAACAGUAGUGACAUGCUAUGCCAAUGGCUACUCAUGUGAUCUGAGGAAGCAUUUCACUCAAUCAAACAACCCAUCCAUAACUACAUAUCGCGUGUAUGUAGUACCGAGCACUUUCGUAAAGAUAGACUUCACCAAGGUCAUCACAUUGAUGUUCACCGCGGCCCCAUUCGGAUCGAUUACCCUGGACUUUGCGUCGCCGUUCGCAAAUGCCACCGAGAGCGCUUUGAACAUGGUGGUCUAUCCCGAUCCCCUGACAUACUCGCAAGUCGACUAUAUGUAUCAAAAGGUGGACAUCUUUGUAAACUCAACAGGUCAAGGACUAUCAUACUUUAUAUCCAACAUCACAGCAACCAACACCAUUAUCAAACGUGUACUCGGCUCACCAAGUACAUCAAUCCUAUCCUACAACUACCAAAUGAUGUCACAUGGCAAUGGACCCUCCGACAUCAUUGGGUUCACCCAAAUCGACUCCACUCCCAACGCAUUAUCUACAUAUCAAUGGACCAAUGGAAAUCAUCAAAUACCAUCUGGAAGUAAGAUUGGUCUGGUGCUGAUGGAUAGACAGAACUUGUUCGUGUCAAUGUUGACGACGAUGACAAUGGAGACAUUCUUGGGACACUCAAUCAAUGCAUUGAAUCAGCAGCAUAGGAAGGCAAUUGAAUAUCCAUUUGGAUUCAUCUCCAACGUCGAUCCCAAAUCACCAUCAUUCGAAGCAGUAUUUGCCAUGAGUGAGUACCGACUACCCUACUCUCACAUUGGCAUCACCGGCUUUGAGUUUGACAAUGGCAUCAACAGUACUAUUUUCCCCAACACCACCGAGAUUGACUUAUACGCACCAACAUUGAUCAAUAUCACUUUUGUACCUAUCAAUAUGAUGGAGUACUUGGUACAGGUGGAGGUGGAGGAUGUGACGAGUGGAUUUGGUUAUUUGGUAUUGGAGUAUACUACACAGGAUAAGUUAACAUUGUCUCCUGCGGACAUGGUUGGCGGUGAUAUCCAUCAUGCAUACUUGGCCAAGAUCAUAACAAUCCCAUGGCAGAGUUCCAACAAUGCACCAGCACCCAACACAAUCUACAUCUAUGACAAUGCUGGAAACGAAUGCUCACUUCCAUUCAUUGGCUCAGGAGUGAUCUACAAUCCACAGCUCAAAAGCACGGCCGACAGUCCAGGAUUAUCAAUCACUUUGGCGGAUAUUACAUCAUUCACAUUUGAAAAGACUGUUAUGGAUGUAUCGAGUGCGUCGAUGAAUAAUACAUUGACAUUCACAACAUCAAAGUUGAUCAAUAAUUGGAUACCUAUAUUGGUGUUUGGUGAUGAUCUCUCCAAUCCUUAUUAUAGAGCACGUGGUCAUUAUGACUAUGCUACCAGUAGCUACAUCAUACCAUUCACAGUUCCAGCCAGGACAUUCACCACCACCAUGAAGUACUACCUCGAGUCACGUCCAGAGUUCAUCGACGUUGCACUCUUCAACUCCAAGUUCCCCUCCACCUCAUCAGUCCAGAUCAUCUCAACUUAUGGCGAUGAACUUCCACCAAUGAUCACAAAGGUUGUGGCAGUGCCUUCGAAGGAUGUUGUGAUUGAUUCAGUGGCGGAUACGACGGAUGUGGGAUGGGACUUGACUAUUGAGGACCAACCAAAUGGUUUCAGUUAUGGUAGUGUCAACAUUAGUAAUUCAUUGGAUGGUCAAUUGAUAUCGAUCAACUUUACAAACAAUGACGUCGAAGCAGCCACUGGUAUAUACAGACUACGUAUCAAAGUAUCCAAAUUCCAACGUGUACAUAGUAUCACAAUUGAAGACAUAAUGUUGGUUGACACUAUGAACAACGUUGGACGAUACGCUCGUGACCCAAAUGGACUUGAUCUCAUGACCGCCAUCAGUCCCCUUGCCAAAGUCCUCGGAUCACCCGAGCUCAACAUCACCCUCACCAACUCAGAGCAAGAGUUGUCACCACCACAGUUGUUGUCAAUGUUCGUGUCAAGACGUGAUGUGGAUGUUGGUAGCAAUGAUAGAUGGGUACAGGUGAACUUGUCAGUGUCUGAUACCAUAUCUGGAUAUGACUUGGGUCAUUUGCCAACAGUAUACUUCACAUCAACAUAUGAUGAAGUAGUUGGUUAUCAAGCAGAGUUUGUCAGUGCCAAUGCAAAUGGAUCAAUAGUCAACUUUACAGUCAACUGUCUACUCCCCUACGGAUUCGGAUCACAAGCAAAGAUAGCAUACCUCUCCAUCUAUGGGUUGAUGAACAAAGCACGCGACCUUGGUGGAUACUCAAACAAGGCACUAAGCAAUCAUCCCAAUGCCUACAUCAACUUCCUCAACAUUCAAUUCACUCAAACAACACCUAUUAUUGAGAAAUACUUGGUAACACCUGGAUCAUUGACCAUUAUUGGAAGGAACUUUGGAAUGAAUCCUGGACAGGUCAAUGGUGUAUUGGGCUUUGCUGAUGUUGGAAACGUAACAAAGUCACCAUCAUUCCAUUCUGGUAUAAUGUUGAUCAUCAACACUCCAUCAAUCAAGUUGGAUUCAUCAUUCAGUGCAACAAUCAACAACAACAAUAUAUAUUCCAACACAAUAUAUAUCAAUGCAGACCCAACAAACAAUGGCAACGGCAACGGCAAUGGCAACAAGACACAGCCGACUAUCACAUGUCCUGGCACCCCAGUAUGUUUCAAUCGAGGAUCAUGUUCCCCAACUGUUGGAUGCAUCUGUGACCCAGGAUGGUACGGUAAUGACUGCACUUCAACUGUAACUGGAUCCGACCCAACAUACGAUGGCGAGAAGCCAAUGACAUCGAUUGUUGAUGGCAAUACAACAGUUGUGUCAACGAUCAAUGUGGUCAAGUUAAAGGAGUUUGAUAAUGCUGGGAAUAUGGUUGAUCAGAUGGAUUUGAUUGAUUGGACAUUGAUCAAUGAGACUGUAAAUGGCAAGAUAUACUCUGUCGACACAAGAGGUGAUGCCAAGAUGAAGGUGGAGAUCAAAUGGUUCGACCAGGACACCGACAUUCUCUUUGCCGGAGACACACUACACAUGAAGAAGUCCACACUCAAGUACACGAUCAGCAUGUCCAACUACCCAUUCAAAUCAAAGUUGAACAUACUACAAGUCAUAAUGAGAGCAUCGAUCAAUAGUUCAAACAGCAACUCAUGUUCAACCAAGCGUGUUGGCAACAUUGAUGGCAAUGGCAAUGAUGAUGGUUUAUACUGGAUGCGACUCAAGAUCAAUGGUGUCAGUCUCUACGCACAUUUCAUCCAGCGUGCAUUAGUUGAUGGAAGACCACAUGUUAUAUCAAAUGCGUUGUUGGACAAAUCUGAACAAGAGGCAUCGAUCAACAACAUCAACAACAAUCAGGCACAGGCAACAAUUGUAGCAAUCAAUGUUCCACAUUUUGAUAGAGAUGUCAUACUUGAUCCAGAUUUCCAAUUAUUAUUGGAUGUUGAUAAAGUUAGUGGAGAUGACAAUGAUGCAAUAUGUUCAUCCAAGACAAAGUCAUUGUCCACUAUUGCAAUGAUUGGAAUUAUAGUUGGAGUGGUGGAAGGGGAGGUCGAUUAG